UGCCAGGAGUUGCUGCUGGCAACACACAUUCCUGGAACUUCAGCAGGACCUAGGAUCAUGGCUCUCUUCUCUUCUUUAACUCCUGUGUUUAUUGCUAUUUUAUGCAUUGUAAUUGUGGCUGUGCUGAAAGGAUUUAAGAAGAAAAGCAAAAAGCCUAAGGCACAGACAACAUCCACAUCUGAAUCUCGGCCCUGGGUAGAUGAAGAUCUCCAAGACAACACAGAACUCAAUCUAGAAGAAGAAGAUAAUGAUGACUGGACACACAGGGAAGUCGACGUGCCUCAAAUCCCUUUCUCCCCUCCGCAGCUCUCCGAAGGUGAAAUGCUGCGCAGAUCUCAGCAGUUUUUCGAGCUGCUGAACAAGAGGAGAAGUGUCAGAUUCAUUAGCCCAAAGCCAGUGCCAAGGGAGGUUAUUGACAAUGUCAUCAGAACUGCAGGCACCUCUCCCAGCGGUGCUCACACUGAGCCAUGGACAUAUGUGGUGGUGGCAGACCCAGACAUGAAGCACAAGAUCCGGGAGAUCAUCGAGGAGGAGGAAGAAAUCAACUACAGACAGAGAAUGGGGGAGAAGUGGGUCAAUGAUCUGAAAAGGCUAAGGACCAACUGGGUUAAAGAGUACUUGGACACUGCACCUUAUCUCAUAUUGAUAUUCAAGCAAGUCUAUGGAAAGCUCUCUGAUGGGAAAAAGAAAACCCAUUACUACAAUGAAAUUAGUGUUUCCAUCUCCUGUGGGAUCCUGCUUGCUGCACUGCAGAACGUUGGCCUGGUCACAGUUACCACCACACCUUUGAACUGUGGUCCUCAGCUGAGAGUUUUGCUGCACCGGCCUGCCAAUGAAAAGCUGCUGUUGCUGCUACCUGUUGGUUACCCAUCAGAAAAUGCCACAGUGCCUGAUCUGAAUCGCAAAAAGCUAGAGGACAUAAUGGUGUUUGUGUAAUAUACCGAGCUGCUCUUGAAAAUGCCUAUAGCAUAUAUCAUGACAUGCACCCUGGAAAGAUAACUAUGCUAAUCAAAGUAAAUGUCUUCAUACUGAGGUGUUCGAAUUAUAAUGGUAUUUGUGCAAGAAAUUAUGUCAUGAUUAGUCAGCUUUCAGUCCAAGUAUGAUGAUUUUAUAAAGUGACUUCUACCUGAAAUUGUAUCUUAAAUCAGAUUUUCUGAGUCUUAAGGGCUUUGUUUCAUAGUGACCAUGCUUUUUGCUACCACAGAAUGUUAUUGUCUUAAUAUCAGUAAAAACUAUACUCAACAUUGUUUUUCUGUCAUAUGACUCUAGACUAAGUACUGUAAAUGGAAAACUGCUGUUAAAAACUAACAAAAUAAAAUGUAACAACGGUGCAAAUGCACCGACUAAAAAUGCUAUGUCCAAAAACAGGUUAUGCUUCUGAAAAACAAAACUAAGGUUCCAAACAAAUUAAAAAUCUCGAAUUUGAUCGUUGAACACAUAAAAUGCCAUGUGUGUCUUAUGCGGUAUCAAAUCUAGCCAGAAUAAGCACAUUGUUUUGAAGUUAAUAUUUCCAAGAGCUAAUUUGUUGAAAGUAGAAAGGGGAUAUUUAUAUCAGGCAGUCAAAAAUUACUUUUAGCAAAAUGCUUACAUGUUAAUGUGUUUAGUGCAGUAGUCUGUUGUGUUAAUCAGCUGUAAGACCAUUAAAGCCUGUUGAUGGGCACUCGCUGUAUGAUAUACUGUAAACACACUCACUAGGUCUGGAGUAGGGAAUCCAAUUCCGGACACUUCCCAAUCCCAGGAGUUAGGGAUUGGGAUUCCAUUUUUGUAAUAAUAAUAAUAUCAUGCUUUUGCUUUUAGUAAUAAUUACUGGUGUGGAUGCGUAAGGUAAUCCACUCACGUGACAGGAAUUAAAUAAUAACGAAAAAGCACAUGAAAGCAUUGCAAGUAAAGAUAACAGUCGUAUCGCUCCAGCUCCAGCACAGAACAAGUGAGUGAUUUCACUGUCUAAGCAGGGCGGUCCAGCUGCCUGCUCAACUCAAUAAUACGGUUAUUUAAAAAUGUAAAGGUAGAUAAAACACUGAACUGAUUAUAACACUGAACAUUUAAACUGCAGAGAGUAAACGUACCUACUAAAUACGACACAUUUUUAAAAGAAGCAAUAUCAUACAGUGACAAUCUUUGAGUUUUUUUUAGCCCACAGACUACAGUCACCACCGCCUUGCUAUUUAAAUAUGUAAGCUAGCCAUGUGUGUGCUCAACGCUCUCACAUAACUCUCAAAUAACUCGUGUACCCCAGUUUGAAAACCACUGAACUAAAUCAAUUGAAUAUAUCUUGCACAUUAUUUUAACCACUGGUUAAAUGAUGCAGCUAUUUUUCACAUAUACAUUUUACUUCAAAUGUGAAAACUAUGAUACCCCCUCCCACUCAUUCUGACAUAACCAGAGUAGUUUUUAAUUGGACUUGUAAAUUAGUUUCCAUGGUUACUGCUGGGGAGCUGGUACUCGGCCGAUUUGAGGUGUAUAAUCACAGCCAUUGCGCAGUACUGUAUGGCAACAGUAGAUGGGACUAUUAAACAAGGUAGAAUUAUUUUUGGCAGCGAUGCAUUUUUUAAAUAGGUGCCAAAUGUGUCCCCUUACUCAAAAAGGGUUAAGAACCUGGCAUAAUACUAUUCAGUUACACAAGUUUGUAAAAUAGCAAUAAAAUAUGAAACAAUAUUUUCAUUGCCAAAAUGUUUCAUGCAAAGGACUGUAUUAAAACAAAUAUACAUAUCUUAUAUAAUAUAUCUUUUUGUUUGUUUUUUUAUGUAACAUUCUCUGCAGAAAAUCCUGUUACAGAACUAUAAACUUAUGUUUCUUCUGUUCUUUUGGUUGUCAAUGCAGAUUGAAAUCAUUACCGAAUAGUUUAAAAAAAAAUAAUAAAAAUAAUUGAAGGAAUAAAAAAAACCUCAAGAUUGUACCCCAA
Acipenser ruthenus (sterlet) is the source of this 2902-nucleotide messenger RNA. RefSeq names its product iodotyrosine deiodinase (gene iyd). The record is from RefSeq and is a predicted model, not a curated record. Bases 58 to 936 code for a protein of 292 amino acids. The transcript has 5 exons. Lineage: Eukaryota; Metazoa; Chordata; Actinopteri; Acipenseriformes; Acipenseridae. Gene Ontology annotation, molecular function: oxidoreductase activity.